CGCGGGAGACUUAGAGAGGAAUUGAGGCUGAAGCCGAGGGGCUAGGAGGGUGGAACGGAGAGUGCGUGGCAGGCUGGUGCCCCGAAGCCGGAGGAGUUGGUGCGAAGCCGGGGCGCGGGCAAGGCUGCUGCGCUCGGACUCGGGCUGACUCCCAGACGCACCCCUUUGGAGAAGGGGCCCGAACCUCGCCAUCGCCGGCUCCCGGCAGCGGCCUUCGGGCAGCUGACGCUGGCCGCCUCGCCGGGAGGGAGACGCACGCGGGGCGGUGAUGGUGAAAGGGCCGGCCGGGGCUGGGCGCUGGGCUCCCACUCGCCGGCGCACCGCUGCGACUCGGCCGGGCGUUCCCAGCCAGGGGCCGGUGCAGCGCGGGGCGAACGGGCGGCCGCGGGCGGUGGCGCGACCGCGGGGGCGGUAGGGGAGCCGGCUUCGAGUUACCGGCCUCACCUGGGCACGUCGUCGCCCCCCGGCGCCUCCUGGAGUCCAGGGUCCGUCGAGGCCGCCUGAUCUGCACCUCCAACUCAUCACGUUUGCUAUGUUGCCUUUUGGGGACAAAACAAGAGAAAUGGUCAAUGCAUGGUUUGCUGAGAGAGUUCACACCAUCCCUGUGUGCAAGGAAGGCAUCAGAGGCCACGUGGAGUCUUGCUCUUGCCCCUCGGAGCAGAGUCCCCGUGCAGAGAGCAGUGUCCCUGGAACACCAACCAGGAAGAUCUCUGCCUCCGAAUUUGAUCGACCUCUUAGACCCAUCGUUGUCAAGGAUUCUGAGGGAACUGUGAGCUUCCUCUCUGACUCAGAAAAGAAGGAACAGAUGCCUCUAACCCCGCCACGGUUUGAUAAUGAUGAAGGGGACCAGUGCUCGAGACUCUUGGAAUUAGUGAAAGAUAUUUCUAGCCACUUGGAUGUCACAGCCUUGUGUCACAAAAUUUUCUUGCAUAUCCAUGGCCUCAUCUCCGCUGACCGCUAUUCCCUGUUCCUCGUCUGUGAGGACAGCGCCAACGACAAGUUUCUUAUUAGCCGCCUCUUUGACGUUGCAGAAGGUUCAACACUGGAAGAAGCUUCAAAUAAUUGCAUCCGCUUAGAGUGGAAUAAAGGCAUCGUGGGACACGUGGCAGCUCUUGGUGAACCCUUGAACAUCAAAGAUGCAUAUGAGGAUCCUCGGUUCAAUGCAGAAGUUGACCAAAUUACAGGCUACAAGACACAAAGUAUUCUUUGUAUGCCAAUUAAGAAUCAUAGGGAAGAGGUUGUUGGUGUAGCCCAGGCCAUCAACAAGAAAUCGGGAAAUGGUGGGACAUUCACCGAAAAAGAUGAAAAGGACUUUGCUGCUUACUUGGCAUUUUGUGGAAUUGUUCUUCAUAAUGCUCAACUCUAUGAGACUUCACUGCUGGAGAACAAGAGAAAUCAGGUGCUGCUUGACCUUGCUAGCCUAAUUUUUGAAGAACAACAAUCAUUAGAAGUAAUUCUAAAGAAAAUAGCUGCCACUAUUAUCUCUUUCAUGCAGGUGCAGAAAUGCACCAUUUUCAUAGUGGAUGAAGAUUGCUCCGAUUCUUUUUCUAGUGUGUUUCACAUGGAGUGUGAGGAAGUAGAAAAAUCGUCAGAUACUUUAACAAGGGAACGUGAUGCGAACAGAAUCAAUUACAUGUAUGCUCAGUAUGUCAAAAAUACUAUGGAACCACUUAAUAUCCCAGAUGUCAGUAAAGAUAAAAGAUUUCCCUGGACAAAUGAAAACACAGGAAAUGUAAAACAGCAGUGCAUUAGAAGUUUGCUUUGUACGCCUAUAAAAAAUGGAAAGAAGAAUAAAGUGAUAGGGGUUUGCCAACUUGCUAAUAAGAUGGAGGAGACCACUGGCAAAAUUAAGCCUUUCAACCGAAAUGAUGAACAGUUUCUGGAAGCUUUUGUCAUCUUUUGUGGCUUGGGGAUCCAGAACACACAGAUGUACGAAGCGGUGGAGAGAGCUAUGGCCAAGCAGAUGGUCACGUUAGAGGUUCUGUCAUAUCAUGCUUCAGCCGCAGAGGAAGAAACACGAGAGCUCCAAUCCUUAGCGGCUGCCAUGGUACCAUCUGCCCAGACACUUAAAAUCACCGACUUCAGCUUCAGUGACUUUGAGCUGUCUGACCUGGAAACGGCACUGUGCACAAUCCGGAUGUUCACUGACCUCAACCUUGUGCAGAACUUCCAGAUGAAACAUGAGGUUCUUUGCAGGUGGAUUUUAAGUGUUAAGAAGAACUAUCGGAAGAAUGUUGCCUAUCAUAAUUGGAGACAUGCCUUUAAUACAGCUCAGUGCAUGUUUGCCGCACUAAAAGCAGGCAAAAUUCAGAACAGGCUGACUGACCUGGAGAUACUCGCACUGCUGAUUGCUGCCUUAAGCCACGAUUUGGAUCACCGCGGUGUGAAUAACUCUUACAUACAGCGAAGUGAACACCCCCUUGCUCAGCUCUACUGCCAUUCAAUCAUGGAGCAUCAUCAUUUUGACCAGUGCCUGAUGAUCCUUAAUAGCCCUGGCAAUCAGAUUCUCAGUGGCCUCUCCAUUGAAGAAUAUAAGACCACGCUGAAAAUAAUCAAGCAAGCUAUUUUAGCUACAGACCUAGCACUGUACAUUAAGAGGAGAGGAGAAUUUUUUGAACUUAUAAGAAAAAAUCAAUUCAACUUGGAAGAUCCUCAUCAAAAGGAAUUGUUUUUAGCGAUGCUGAUGACAGCUUGUGAUCUUUCUGCAAUUACAAAACCCUGGCCUAUCCAACAACGGAUAGCAGAACUUGUUGCCACUGAAUUUUUUGACCAAGGAGACAGAGAGAGAAAAGAACUCAACAUAGAGCCUGCUGACCUAAUGAACAGGGAGAAGAAAAACAAAAUCCCAAGUAUGCAAGUUGGAUUCAUAGAUGCCAUCUGCUUGCAACUGUAUGAGGCCCUGACCCACGUAUCGGAGGACUGUUUCCCUUUGCUGGAUGGCUGCAGAAAGAACAGGCAAAAAUGGCAGGCUCUUGCAGAACAGCAGGAGAAGACAUUGAUUAAUGGGGAAAGCAGCCAGGCCAAGCGGAACUGAGUGGCCUAUUCAUGCAGAGUUGAAGUUUACAGAUGGCGUAUUCUGCAGUAUGCCUAGUUUUGCUAUACACUGUACAGAUUUGGUGUAUACUUUGCCACUGCUGUAUUUUUAUUUUUGCACAACUUUUGACAACACAGCAUGAAAUGUUUUUAGAGGACUAUUGCAUAUUUUCUGUAUAUUUGUUUUAUGCCACUGAACUGAGAUUAUCAAUGACACCUACUCUUAGCACAUGGAUAAGAGCUCUGUUUGUGAUAUUUUGUGUACUGCGAGGUACAAGUUGCAUUCUUGCACUGAGGCUGGUUUUUUUGGGUUUUUUUGUUUUUUCUUGCUGGUGAUUUUAAAUAAUUGGUUUUGUGUUUUCUGAAUUACCAAUCUUUCAAGAAUGUUUGGAAUCGUUUUUCUUAAAAACAGGCUAGGAGCAAAGUGAAUAUAUUCUGUGACAUUUAAAACCUUCAUAGAAUAGAGAAAAAUAUUGGCUGAGUGGAUUUUAAGAGGAAUGGGGUAUAUUUGUCAACACUGUAUUACCUUAACAAAAAAAAGUUAAAACUCUAAACAAAUGGAAAGUACUAUAAGGUAGUACUGUAAAGAAAAGGCAUUAUUUAAUUAUUUUGCUUUUUUUGUUGUUAGAGAACAGGCAGGAGAGAAAUUUCUCAUUUCAAUGCAAUAAAUCUAUCCAAAGGCUACCCGUAAACUCGCUUUGAUCUAACCUACCUGAUGGAAAGCAGGGGAAACCUUGGGAGAAGAUCCAGUCACUGACUUUGAGGGAUGAGUGUGAUGCAGAAACGGAACAGCCAAGGAUGGCUGUCAGUGAAGAGAACGUUCUGCUGGAAGACACUUCUGACAGUCAGUGAGUGUUUUGAAUACCGAACUUCCUUUUUUAAAUAACUUCCUUAUCAUUCACCUUAUAAGCCAUAGCUUGUAAGUCAACACUUUAAAACUCAACAGGAGAGCGAGAAAAAGUAAUCAUGGGAGCAUUAGCCUGAGGUGAGAGAUGACUGUAUAAGAUAAGAGGGUACAAACUGAAUCAUAUUUUUUUCUGUUUGUUAAAUGGAGUACAGAGAAAAGUACAAAGAGCAAAGGGCUAUGCUUGAUAUUAGGGUCAAAAAUUAAAUCGAGGGAACAAUAUGGUAAGAAACCUUAAACUUGAGUAAACCUUAAGCUUGAGUAAACUUAUUGAGUUUGUGACUGAGAAACUGCCAUAUCUUGGUUUACAGGACUAGUCAACCCAGAAUCACAGAAGUUUGGGUAUGCACCCUAAACACUGGCCCUGAGCUUGUAGUUAGUUAGUGGUACCUACUUCUCACAGCUUUUAGUACAUUUAGAAAAUGUUAACAUUUUCUUAGAAUUUGAGCCCAUUUAAUUGUACUCCCACCGUACAUGUGUGCCCCUAAAGACACUUUUAUUACAUAUUGGAGAAGUAGAAAAUGAACUGAGAACCUAGUUCAGGAAAAGAAAAUCUGCUCUAAAUAUGCAAUAAUGUUUGUGGGCAACAGUAGGAAGAGAGGUAUUUGUUUGAUUUGUUCACCCCCCUCCCCACCCCUGAAUAAAGUUUCUAAGUUUCUAUAACUAGUUUGUAUAGAAAAGCUCUUGGGGAUAUGAUAAUGCAGCAUUCUCAAAGACUUUUCAUUAAAACAUGUUUUCCAUUCAUAACCAUUUGUUCCCUAAACUACCUAAAAUUCAACAUAUUCGUUAAGUUUUUAAAAUUCUGAGUGUGUAUACGUAUCUUGACAUAAAGUGGCUUUAUUCUUACCCUUCAGGUUUUAAAAAGAAAGCAAAACAAAUUGUAUUGCCAUUACUUUGUAGCGGUAAGGGCUAUGUAUUACUGUUGUGACACCUGUAUUUUCAAGAUGUUAUUCUGUUUUAUGUAAUAUACAUGAGGUCUGUGAGGUUGCCUCUUGGUGGCACUGGUGUGUAACUUACAAAGACUGUCACUAAAAUAAUGUAUCUACA
Molecule: messenger RNA, 4984 nt
Organism: Orcinus orca (killer whale)
Lineage: Eukaryota; Metazoa; Chordata; Mammalia; Artiodactyla; Delphinidae
Gene: PDE5A
Product: phosphodiesterase 5A
Exons: 21
Coding region: 533-3034 (833 amino acids)
Biological process (GO): signal transduction
Molecular function (GO): 3',5'-cyclic-GMP phosphodiesterase activity; protein binding
Source: RefSeq, a predicted model, not a curated record